GCCUGACGGGAUACCGGAGGCUUUCUUUCCCCCACUCCUCUUCUUCCGGCUCCCUGUCUCCUUUUGGGUCGUCAUGGCGGCGCCCGUCCAUCCGCCGCUGCUCGUUUUGUCGCUCCUGCUGCACCUCCUUUCCUGGCUUCCCCCGCCGGCGGGCGCCGUCUACGAGGACCAAGUGGGCAAGUUCGACUGGAGGCAGCAGUACGUCGGGAAGCUCAAAUUCGCCUUUUUGGAAGCCUCCCCCGCCUCCAAGAAGCUGAUUGUGGCUACGGAGGAGAACGUGGUGGCUGCCUUGAACUCCCGCAGUGGUGAAAUCCUGUGGCGACAUGUGGACAAAGGGACUCCUGAAGGGGCAGUGGAUGCCAUGCUGAUCCAUGGGCAAGAUGCCAUCACGGUUUCCAACGGGGGUCGUCUCCUGCGCUCUUGGGAAACCAACAUUGGUGGCCUGAACUGGGAGGUUUUGAUGGACGCCGGCAGCUUUCAGGUGGCUAGUUUGGUGGGAGUCCAAGACGCUGUGAAGUAUGUGGCCGUUUUGAAGAAAAGCUCCCUCCUUCUACAUUAUCUCUCCAACGGUUACCAAAAAUGGAUAGAACAUUUGCCAGAAAGCGAGAUUGUCCAGUAUCAGCUGGUCUAUUCCCAUGGAACAGGCGUGGUACACGUGGUCGGAAUUUCUCCGCAGAGCCACCUCAGCAUCCUGACUUUCAGCGUUGAGGAUGGUGAAAUGACGAGACAGAUCAGGGUGGCAGCUCCCUGGUUGAGGAAUCUAGCUGGGACUUGCAACAUCGUAGAAGAAGCCACGCUGGUGUGUGUGAACCCAUCCACUCAGUCCCUUUACACCUUGUCUCUGGAGGCCGAGGAGGAGAUGAAGGAGGUUCCACUGCAGUCUCUCGGCCUGGAAUUUGCGGACAUUUCCGAGGCUCGUAUCCUGUCCUCCCAGCCGAACCCAGCCAGAGCUCCCCGGCCUCAGUUCUUCCUGCGUCUGUCGCCAACCCACUUCGCUCUCUUGCAAUAUCGGCACGGCGUCCUGAGCCUCCUUCGGAAUUUCCCGCAGGCCAGCCUUGUGACUUUUGCAACUACCGGUGAGAAGACAGUGACGGCUGUCCUUGCAUGCAAGGGCGAAGGGGAAGGCCUCUCUUGCCCCGCCCAGUCCUACACCGUCAACUUGUACCUGGCUGAAACCGGGCAGAGACUUCUGGACACCCUCAUCACCUUCACUCUGGAGAAAAGCAGCAUCAGGCCUGAGCAGCUCUUCAUUCAGGUCUUUUUAAAGAAGGACGACUCCGUUGGGUACCGCGCCUUGGUGCAAACGAAAGAUCACCUCCUCCUGUUCCUGCAACAGCCAGGAAAAAUUUGGUGGACCCGGGAGGAGUCUCUGGCCGAGGUGGUUAGCCUGGAGAUGGUUGACCUGCCCUUGACAGGGGCCCAGGCUGAACUGGAGGGCGAAUUUGGGAAGAAAGCCGAUGGCCUCCUGGGCAUGUUCUUCAAACGUCUGUCCUCUCAGCUCAUCCUGCUCCAGGCCUGGACCGCUCAUCUCUGGAAGAUGUUCAACGACGCCCGGAAACCCCGGAGCCAGACGAAGAACGAGUUCAACGUCGAUAACUUAGCCCGGGAUGAGUUCAACCUACAGAAGAUGAUUGUGAUCGCCACAGCCUCUGGAAAGCUUUUCGGAAUAGAGAGCAGUUCGGGGACGAUCCUAUGGAAGCAGUUUCUGCAGGACGUGCGUCCCGGCUCUUCCUUUAAGCUGAUGGUUCAGAGGACGACGGCGCAUUUCCCCCACCCCCCACAAUGCACCCUGUUGGUCAAGGACAAGGAGUCGGGCCUCAGCAAACUCUAUGUCUUCAACCCCAUCUUCGGCAAAUGGAGUCAGGUGACUCCCCCGGGGCUGAGCCGCCCCAUCCUGCAAUCCAUCCUGCUUCCCAUCAUGGACCAGGAUUACGCCAAAGUGCUGCUCCUGAUCGACGACGAGUACAAGGUGACGGUCUUCCCGGCCACCAAGAACGUCCUGCGGCAGCUGGAAGAAAUGGCCCCCUCCGUCACUUUCUAUCUGGCGGACGAGAAACGGGGGAAGCUGAUGGGACGGAGGCUGAGAAGGCCUGACAAAUCUAUUGCAACAAUAACAGCUUCUCUCUUCCACCCUCCCCUCCCACAAUUUCAAAGCAUCUCCAUUUUUCUCUUGGGCACAGUUGGUCUUCCCUCGGGAGCCAUUUUGUCCCUCCCCAAGGCUUUGAUGGAUCCACGGCGGCCGGAAGUCCCCACAGAGCAAACGAGGGAAGAAAACCUGAUCCCUUAUUCCCCGGAUGUGCAAAUCCACGCCGAGAGGUUCAUCAACUACAAUCAAACCAUCUCUCGAAUGAGGGGCAUUUACACAGCUCCAUCGGGCCUGGAGUCCACUUGUCUGGUGGUGGCUUAUGGGUUAGACAUCUACCAGACCAGAGUCUACCCCUCCAAACAGUUUGACGUGCUCAAAGACGAUUACGAUUACGUCUUGAUCAGCAGCGUGCUGUUCGGGUUGGUCUUUGCCACCAUGAUCACCAAGAGGCUGGCUCAGGUGAAGCUGCUGAACCGUGCCUGGCGGUAACGGGAGAGAUUCACGCAGACCCGCCCUUGAGGGUGGACGGCCGAGCCCUCCGCGAGGGAAUCCCGGUGGGUUGCAGCCUCAUUUGAAAGGGGAAGGGGUGUCUUGCCCCUUUCCCCCUUGAAGAAGAACGAACUGUGGAACCGCGCUGCUUGUUGCCCAAACCCAUCUCCAGUUCACUGCGGAAAAUGAGAAAUUCUCGAGAAACGGGAAGGUUCUGUGAAAUUAAGCUGCUUUGAAAAUGGUGGUGUUUUUCCCCCCCGUCCUUCAAUUUGCCUGCGCUGCAAAACUGCUUUGCUGUGGAACUUUCUUACAACGACCGUUUUCGACUCCUGAAGCCGUGAUAAAAACAUUGUCAUCCUGUUUUUUCCCCCUUGAAAUUUUAGCCGAUUUAAGGAAUUUAGCCAGAUUUCUCUGCAUAGCUUGUUUUUGUGUCCUCUCUUUCCCUUGGAUUUUCAACAGAAGAAAAUGGCUGGGGUGAAACAUCAGCUUGGAAAAUGCAGAAGAUGAAUCUGAAAAAAAAAUAUAUACCGGGCAAAAGUGAGCCUGUUCAAUCUUUAGUGUCCCUGGCAAGGAAUUUCAAAGAGAGACAAUCUGUCAUUUCCCUGCAUUGAAUUUUUAAAUUUCUCUUUCUUAAUUGGCUCUUCUCCCCCCCUCCCUCCUUUGUCUUAUAGUUUCCUAAUUUAUAUUGAAUUUUUUGAGUCAGCCCAGAUUUGGGUUAUGGGAGUACUUGAAGCUCAUUGAAAAAAAGCAAGUUUGACUUUGUAAAUGAAACAUUUUUCCUGAAUGUGUGGGGUUUUUUUUCUUUUUUCUCCUUACAGCAAGUGAGUGGCUUGCUAAGAGUCAUCGGUUGGUUUAUUUAAAUUUAUUCUGAGGAGGUGGCGGUGGGCAGAGUCUAAAUCUGGAGUUUGCAGGGUAGAAAUUUGUGUUUUCUGUCGGGGGGGAAAAUGUGAAGUCAGACCCAAUUCCCCCUGUAUCCAGAAAUAAAAGAAAUAAAGAGUUGAAUUUG
Molecule: messenger RNA, 3581 nt
Organism: Pantherophis guttatus
Lineage: Eukaryota; Metazoa; Chordata; Lepidosauria; Squamata; Colubridae
Source: RefSeq, a predicted model, not a curated record